Colletotrichum godetiae is the source of this 881-nucleotide messenger RNA. RefSeq lists its product as uncharacterized. Bases 210 to 794 code for a protein of 194 amino acids. NCBI's taxonomy places the organism in Eukaryota, Fungi, Ascomycota, Sordariomycetes, Glomerellales, Glomerellaceae. The transcript has a single exon. The record is from RefSeq and is a predicted model, not a curated record.
GUCCAAAGAAAGCAUCGGGCACAUGAAUCUAGAUAGAUACUCUCCAUCUUACAGUCGAUCAAGUAAGUACCACCAUUCAACAGAAGCACGCAUAACUACACAUCAAACCUAACAACACCAAAGACGAUUAAUCAGCAGGUAGAUAACAUGACUUACGAGACGAUUACGAUCAGACCCUCGACGAGAAGGUAGUCGAUAGCCCCGAAAACAUGUCACCACAGCAGCCAACCUCCAAGAACCAGAUCUUUCUCAACGAGAAGGAAGUCAAGCCCGCGCACAGCUUUCUCCAUAGAGCGAUGGUACUGACAGAACUUCCCCAGAUACCCCAAGACUUGCCUGCCAUGCAGACCUGGUUCUUCACCCGCUGCAAAACCUACGACCACGCCUACAACCUGCUUCGCAUAUACCAGACCAUGCUUGUUGACCUCAAUUUUACUCCACGUGAGAUCGAGGGCUGGUUGGCGCAGGGCCAUCUUGGUCGCAACAUCGUGAUGCACUUUGGGGGCAACCUAGGUAAGAUCCCCGAGCACCGGAUGACGUGGUUGAUGGAGCAUAUCUGGAUCUGGGGCCUGGAGCCCGAUGCCGCUCUCGAGGCAGACGUGCCGGUCUUCAAGUUCAGGGACGAAGAUAGAGAGUAUCUGGGACAAUUCGACGCUCCUGUGAAAUGGGCCGGCAUGCUGACUCUCGAGAUCGAGUCCGCCAUGGAGUGGGAGCUCGAAUUCGCUCGGUUGCUUGCCCGUAUGCAGGCCGCAACCGAAUCGAAGGGCUUUUUGGAGACUUGGCUGCUGGGAUAGGAGAAGGAGGAGCCUUUGAAGUAUGAGCGGUGUGUUUCGCCGGACAACUGGAGAGAGUUGUACUCUAGCUGGGAAAGGCGGCAGAGG